GAUUGGUGAAGCGAUAGGAAAAUCGAUUGGGAAGAAAGAAGUACCAUCCAUAUCUGUUGGAUUUCCAGCUAGUAGCGGCCAUAUCAUCUCAGAGUCCAGUGGCGAUCCAAAUCGGCCACAUAAUGCUGAGAUGGACGGGAAAAUAGCAAGAACUCUCGAAAAGCAUUCAGAUCUAGACUGGUCUAUUGCAUUCUCACCGGAUGAAACGCAUAUCAUCGUGCUUUCAUCCAGUGAACCAGAAAGAGUAUGGGAAGAUGGGAAGCUAGUUGCUUCAGCAUAUUAUUCGUCGAAGAUACGGAUAUGGGACUCAAAGACAGGCCAACUCGUGAAGGAACUAGAGACACAUAUGGCCUUAUCACAGUCCCUUGCAUUCUCAGCGGAUGGGAGGCACUUCGUUUCAGGACAUGGCGACGGUGCGAUCCUUAUCUGGGACCUAGAGACAAGGAAAUCUAUGGAAGUGUCGAUAGUUUAUCCUGAAUUCUAUGUUUGUUCUGUCGUAUUUUCAUCAGAUGGCAAGCUCGUCGCCUCAGGGACUCACCAUGAUACAAUUUGGGUCUGGGACACUGAGACACUGAAGGCCAUAGGAGGACCAUAUGAAGGACAUGCCCCAGUCUUGUCUCUCGCAUUUUCACCAGACUCCAAGCGGAUUGUGUCGGGUCAUGAUUGGGGACCAAUCCGGGUGUGGGAUGUUGAAACAGGCAACUCUGUGCUGGGGCCGUUGGGAGACGACAAGAUAUGGCGCGUCCUAUCUGUCUCAUUCUCAUCAGAUGGAGAUGUCAUAUCAAGUCAGUUCAUAGGGCACACACGCGAAAUUCUGUCUGUGAAAUUCUCAUCGGACGGAAAGUGUGUCUUCUCCGCCUCAGCGGAUAAGACGAUCAGGGUAUGGAGUUUGGACACUCAGUGGAGACGGACCACAAUGUGGGGUCUCGUAGAUUAUGGAACGGCUGGACGAGAGAGUGGUCGCAGGUGGGCCGAAUCGAGCCUCAAGGCAAGCUUCCAUCAAUUGUGGCCGAAUAAUGCGAUUGGCCCUUGUAAACCCCAUUCAAUCGCCAUUCCGUUCGCGAGGCUGGGAUGUCGAAUGCCCAGAAAUGCAUUACCGUCGCCCUCCCCUACACCUCGUUCUUCGGACGUUACAAAACACCUCAUGGAUUUCUUUGGAUUCAUCUUCUCAUCAGCCGUUUCUCAAGAUGAUCACGUUCCGAAGAACGAGGAAGGAGGCCCUAACCCUUCCGACCCCUUUCAAUCCAUG
Acaulospora colombiana is the source of this 1249-nucleotide messenger RNA. NCBI's taxonomy places the organism in Eukaryota, Fungi, Glomeromycota, Glomeromycetes, Diversisporales, Acaulosporaceae. The record is from the annotation of a GenBank genome assembly.